AUGUCAGACAGCAAACAUGCGGGCCUCUCUCCCGCGCUCGUCGAGUCCGUCGCCGGACUCUCGGCCGGCUCGGUCGCGACUCUGGUAGUUCAUCCGCUUGAUAUCGUCAAGACGCGGAUGCAAAUUCAUCGAAGCGCCGCCAACCCGUCAGUCUCACUGACGACAAUGUCACUCAUCCGUAGCCUCACGCAGAACCCUCACCCCAUCGCCUCGCUCUACCGCGGUCUGACGCCGAACCUGAUCGGCAACGCAUCAAGCUGGUCCGCCUUCUUCUUCUUCAAGAACCGCGUUGAGCGCGCCAUCGCCUACUGGAAAGCCGGGCCGCUGCCAACCUCCCGCGGCUCAGGCGCAGAUGCGCGAAGUUCCACAAAGGACGUUCUCUCCUCGCAGGACUUCUUCAUCUCAUCUGCCCUUGCCGGCGCUCUUACGCAAGUUCUCACAAACCCCGUGUGGGUGCUAAAGACCCGUAUGCUGUCCUCUGAUCGCACUGCCGCGGGUGCUUAUACGAACAUGUGGUCCGGUGCGCGCCAGCUGUAUCGCUCCGAGGGCUUGAGGGGCUUCUACCGUGGCCUCGGCGUGAGCCUCAUCGGCGUUUCACAUGGCGCCGUGCAGUUUGCCGUGUAUGAGCCUGCGAAACAGGUGUACUUCGCGGGUAGAAGGCAGAAGGGCGACAACGAAGGGAGGUUGAGCAACGAGGCGACGGUGGUCAUUUCGAGUGUUUCGAAACUGGUGGCAGGUGCCGUAACUUACCCCUACCAAGUGUUACGGAGCAGAUUACAAAACUACGACGCUGACGAGCGGUUUGGGCGUGGAAUCAGAGGAGUGGUCAGGAGGAUAUGGCAGGAAGAGGGAUUCAGGGGCUUCUACCGCGGCCUGAUGCCAGGAGUGGUGAGGGUAAUGCCUGCUACGUGGGUCACGUUCCUCGUGUACGAAAAUGUCAAGUUUUAUCUGCCGCACUGGGCAGAAUAA
Molecule: messenger RNA, 969 nt
Organism: Colletotrichum truncatum
Lineage: Eukaryota; Fungi; Ascomycota; Sordariomycetes; Glomerellales; Glomerellaceae
Product: mitochondrial folate carrier protein
Biological process (GO): folate import into mitochondrion; nucleotide transport
Cellular component (GO): mitochondrion
Molecular function (GO): FAD transmembrane transporter activity; folic acid transmembrane transporter activity
Source: RefSeq, a predicted model, not a curated record